Messenger RNA from Cuscuta epithymum, 632 nucleotides. The record is from the annotation of a GenBank genome assembly. Lineage: Eukaryota; Viridiplantae; Streptophyta; Magnoliopsida; Solanales; Convolvulaceae.
CAUAUUGGAGUGGCAUUUUACUACCUGGCAGUGAAAAGAAAGCAGUACCAGCUGCAGCAAAAAUAUGCCACAACAGAUCCUUUGUUUCUCGGGGCGCUCAAGGUGAAAGCUGAAAUGGUGCUUAAUGAUAAAACCACAAUGACAGAUGCGGCUUAUAGUGGCACAAUAAUGAACACAAUGUUUGGAUCAAAUAGAGGACAUGGAAUGCCAUGAGCAGAAGCCGAUUAUGUCUACAUGCCAUUAAACAUAGCAAUGCAUUGGAUACUGUUGGUCUUAGACAUUAAUGGUAAACGAAUAAAAGUCUAUGACUCCCUAAAGAGAAGAGGAGAUUCGCUGUCAAGCAUUAGGGUCUUCAUUCCUUGCUUGGAGAAUUUCCUACCAAAGGUGAUGGAAAGGCUGGGUGUUUAUGACAAGCGGCCAGAGGCACAUAUUGGAAAAGGAAAAAUUCGAAUAGAGAUGGUCCGUAACUGUCCACAACAGGAGGAUGGGGGCAAUUGUGGUAUGUUUAUCAUAAAGUUUGCUCAAUUUCUAAUGAUGGGUAGAGAAGUGACUGAAGUUUCAAACCAAGACAUGGAAAUGUACCGACACAAAAUGAUGACAGAGUUGCUGAUGUAUGCAUCACGAGGAAAGGG